Molecule: messenger RNA, 4753 nt
Organism: Scylla paramamosain (green mud crab)
Lineage: Eukaryota; Metazoa; Arthropoda; Malacostraca; Decapoda; Portunidae
Product: tachykinin-like peptides receptor 86C
Biological process (GO): G protein-coupled receptor signaling pathway
Cellular component (GO): plasma membrane
Molecular function (GO): tachykinin receptor activity
Source: RefSeq, a predicted model, not a curated record
GUUUUAUCUUCCUUUCCUCCUUACUGGUAGAGACGUUAGCGGUUCGCAUCCCGGCAGGCAGGAAGCGGCGGGAAUUCAUGUGAGUAAGGCAGCGACACACUCGAGGAUGGAAUUAAUCGAUAUCAACUCAGACGAAAUUCUCUUUAAAAUCAUGCACGUAACUUGUCCCACUAUUCCGACACUCCUGGCUCUCCAGUUUCCCUCCCUCCCUGUUGGUAGGUCAGCUGGGCCAACAGCAGGCAGUUGCUCCUCAGACAGCGCAGGGGGAAGACGUACUCGUAGCGGCGCUCUCCCGGUGUGCCAGUCACGUCAUCAGACUUCGGACCGCUCUUCUCCGCUUAACUGGAGAAUUUUGCCUCGAUAACGCAAUUGCAUAUCGUAGAUUUGAGUUGAGAGGCUUUACGCUUUUCUCGCCUACUAACACCUGCCGAAGUUUAGUCGAAACAGAUGGAUUCAGGAUAGUUAUCACUCCCUCCAACCUUGCAAAAUGUCGCACUUACUUGUACUUGACAUAUUUAACUAAAACAACUCCUGUGCCUUUCCACACCACCACGCGUCUCACGGCUCAUCCUUCGCUUUACACCGACCCGAGUCACACGCCUCGAGGCUCAUGGCUGCGACAUCAACGUGUGGGAAGCAGGUGGUCUGUGCCUCGUGUUCUGCUAGCACACGAUGCCAGCCUGGGCAGUCGAGGCUACACUUCAAGCCUCUGUUGUGUGUGGGCGCCCCGUGAGAUGUACAGAGAUUUUGUGAAGUGAAGCGGCGGCGGCGGCGGCGGCGGUGGUGGUGGUGGUGGUGCUGGUCGUGGUGGUGGUGCUGGUCGUGGUGGUGGUGGUGGUGGUGGGACUUAAUUUUUCCUUGGGAGUUCCGUCGUCUCCAUGACCCCUCCGGAAAGUGAGGGUGGUCUGCUGGAGAAGAACCUGGCCCAGGCGGAUGUGACUAGUGCCCCCAAUGGGGCACCCUCACCCUAUACCAGGGAGGAGGAGGAAGAUGGGGUGGUAUUUGACAGUCAAUCAGAGGUGUACACCACGUUGUUCGGCUGCUUAGUGUCCGAGUCUUCACGAUUCAACCUUAGUUUGGAUGAGGGUUUUUGGGAGCCCUAUUUGUAUGCCAAGUUUCAGAGCCAAGCCGGGAACGCUUCCGGGAAAGAGUGGGAGCGGCUGUCUGGACACCCAAAUGGAACAGUGUUCGUACAGGACUCCGCAGAGUACUUGGGCCCCGGAACAACCUACUAUUACGGCCAAGGCGAGGCACCCGAGGACCUGGUGAACGGCAUUCUAGAUCAAUGCCUCUCUCUCACGUCUAUUCUCACGACGCCGCGUCCUUACCUGCUAGUAUGGUGGCAACAAUUCCUGUGGACGCUCGUGUUCGGCGUGAUGAUGACCAUGGCAGUGGGAGGCAAUAUCCUCGUCAUUUGGAUCAUCUGUGCUCACCGACGCAUGCGCACCGUCACCAACUACUUCCUCCUGAACCUGAGCGCCGCGGAUCUCUUCAUGUCGGUCCUCAACUGCAUGUUCAACUUCAUCUACAUGUUGCACAGCGACUGGCCGUUCGGUGCCGUCUACUGCACCAUCAGCAACUUUAUGGCCAACGUGACCAUCUCAGCAAGUGUGUUUACUCUCAUGGCCUUGUCCUUCGAUAGGUUUAUCGCUAUUGUAAGACCACUGGAGCCUCGCAUGUCCAAGACGGUGGCUCGAGUGUUUAUCCUGGUCAUCUGGGGUUCGUCCAUGCUUCUGUCUCUUCCGUGCCUCCUGUUCUCCACAACUGUGUCCAUCAAGUACAAGAAUAAUGAGGUGCGGAGAGGCUGCAUCCUGAGGUGGCCAGACGGACUCACCAGCAGCAGCAGACAGGAGCACAUCUACAACGUGGUCUUCUUCAUCACCACGUACCUGCUGCCCAUGCUGGUGAUGCUGUGGUCGUACUUCCGCAUUGGCCACGAGCUCUGGGGGAGUCAGAGCAUCGGGGAGCUGACGGAGAGACAGGCGACCAGCAUACGCUCAAAGAGAAGGGUGGUGAAGAUGUUCCUAGUGAUCGUGGCGGUGUUCGCGGUGUGCUGGCUGCCACAACAGGCCUUCUUCCUGUACACGUACCACAACUCCGCGGUGCUGGACACGGCCCACAUCCAGCACGUUUACCUCACCUGCUACUGGCUCGCCAUGGCCAACGCGAUGAUCAACCCCGUCAUCUACUACUGGAUGAACGCCAGGUUCCGCGCGUACUUCCGGGAGGUGGUGUUGCAGUGUGUGUGCCUGCAGUGCCAUCGCCGCUCGCCCAGCUACGAAGGCUCCCCGACGCUGGAGAGGCGACACGUGCCCUGCGACGACCCCUCCUCCCGCUCUCGCUCAGACACCCGCCAAGGACCAAACGGGACCUUCCGCACCACGCCUGCCUCCCAGCGCUCCAACAACCACCUGCUCGUGUACUCGUCCAGGGAGGGACUCACCGCAAGGAACAGCUGUCGGCUGGGAGGAGGGGGACCGCAAUGCAACAUGUGCCGUCAGAGUUUAAGAACCGCUACCCUCCUGAACGGCUCUACCCUGCAGAUGGUUCCCUUGGGCCCUACCCUUGCCACACUUGGUCCAGAAGCGCUCCUGUACCGUGGCAAAUCAUGUAUUCAGAGUCAGAUAUAACAGUUUGAUGAGAUGGUGAGUUUGUCAGUCCGUGAUGUUUCCUCGCCACGGCUACUGAACGGUGACAGCACAAGCGACAUCUUUACGUGCGAAACAAUGGAUCUUCCCUUGAUUUUACCUCUGAGUAGCUGUAACUGAGACUGAUCAGCAUUACGAAUAUAAUGAAACAGCUUCACUUUUCCCGGUGAAGCAAACACGGCCACGUUUGACCGAAAGAACGUGCGAAGAGCGAACAUAGAAAUUCUGACGUUGAUUAUGUCGGUGUUUGCAGCGAUAACUCUAAAAGUGUCAUAUCAUUUUUCCAGCCAUGACGAAUAGGACUAUAUCAUAUCACAAUAGCAAUUAAAGAGACUGAAAAAAUAAAUAAAUAAAUCGGUCAAAAAAAAAAAAAAAAAAAUGCAGAAUAAGGAGGAAUAUCCGUCCAUGUGCAUGAUUUUUAUGGAUCAAUGUGCACGUGUGAGUGUGUGUGUGUGUGUGUGUGUGUGUGUGUGUAUGUGUGUGUGUGUGGGUGGAUGAGUGGCUGGGUAGGUGGGGGAGGAGGCGUGAUCCAGUAAAAUAUGUAGAAGACUAGGUUCCUUAGUUAAAUAGGAAAUCAUACAUCUACUCUGGAAUCCAGGACUCGAGAUUAUUUUUGGUCAUUAGUUUUUGCCUUCCCGUCCAUCACUCGCUAUGAAAUUUUCUACGGGGAAUCUGUGAGCCAAUUCACGUGUGCAAGACAUGAAUUGCCACUACCAGCACUGUGGACGCUGGAACCACAAGAUACUCCCAGCUGAAGACACUCGUUACAUUACCACACAUUCUAACUAGUGCUAUAACUCAGUGCUGUGAGUGAGUGGUAUUAUCAGUAUAAGAUGAAGCUGUUGUUGUUAGGAACGUUGCACACCGUUUACACUACCCAAUGCCGGCAUCUGCUCAACUCGCGAGAUAGUUAGAACCAUAGAAACACACCAAGGCAAGUUAAGUUGCAUUUUUCAUCAUACAAGUACAGACUGGUGAACAUAAAAUGUACAGGGAUGUACGAAAAGCCCGCGCUGGAGCAGGUAAUUACUAAAUUAAUGUUAUACCUUUAAAAGCUUAGAUUACUCAGUGCUCCUAAGCUCUUUGUGCUCUACUCAACUAAAGUUAUGUGGGAAAAUUCAAUCAAGAAUUCCAUGAUACAAAUUUGACUGAAUCUUCCUAUCAACAGUCUGUCGCACUGAUCCUUCCACUUCCUCCACCUUUCGUGUUUGCUGCCUCCAGAGAUCACCAGUGCUGGGAUUGGCGGUGAAACGAUUCCACCAUGUGUGUGUGUGUGUGUGUGUGUGUGUGUGUGUGUGUGUGUGUGUGUGUGUGUGUGUGUGUGUGUGUGUGUGUGUGUGUGUGUGUGUGUGUGUGUGUGUCUGUGUCUGUGUGUCUGUGUCUGUGUCUGUGUGUGUGUUGUGUGUGUGUGUGUGUGUGUGUGUGUGUGUGUGUGUGUGUGUGUGUGUGUGUGUGUGUGUGUGUGUGUGUGUGUGUGUGUGUGUGUGUGUGUGUGUGUGUGUGUGUGUGUGUGUGUGUGUGUGUGUGUGUGUGUGUGUGUGUGUGUGUGUGUGUGUGUGUGUGUGUGUGUGUGUGUGUGUGUGUGUGUGUGUGUGUGUGUGUGUGUGUGUGUGUGUGUGUGUGUGUGUGUGUGUGUGUGUGUGUGUGUGUGUGUAAGCUAUCGUGAAAAAAAAAAAAAAAAAAAAGCUUUCCGGUGGUAACCUAAUCGCAUUGGUCAGGCGGUUUCCUUUCACGAAUCUCGAUGAAAUGGAAGACCCGGACACGACUGAUCACACCUUCAGCUGUUACUGAUGCAGGUGAAAAACUUUACGCUGACUCCAGUGGCCAAGUAAGCUCAACAUAGUGACCCACGAACAGCGACACCCGCAGUUGCUGUCUUGUAUAGAUAUUACUGGUGUACAUAGUGAACACGAUGUAAACCUUCCACAGUAUUUUCGUUCUUGAAAUGAUUCAUAAUUGUCAUAUCAACUUGUAUAACAUUUUUUUGGAAAGGGGACGGGGAGGGAGGGGGAGAUCACAGAAGAACGGGGUGCUAUGAGGCUCAUAUUUACAGGGUACAGGGUCAUCUCGGGACCGAAACCAAUUACUUGUGUGUCUGUAUGGAU